ACUCACCCUCUAUCCCACAUUCCCACUCCGUUUCCUACUCGAUAACUUUUUCCUAUUCUCUUCUCUUUCCCCUUCUCCCCUGCCUCAAAGAAACAGAAUCGAGAGAGAAAAAUGGAGCCAAUUAUUCAAAUUUUGAACCCAUUCAGGUUUUCUCGCCCUCUUAAACUAGCUCUCCUCAUUUCUAUCCUACUAUCUUUCUCUUCAUAUUACAAAUAUUUGUUAGUAUAUAUUCUUCAACUCUUGGAUUUCUACCUUAACAAGAAUUACGUCUUUUUGCUUUCCAAUGGAAUUAUUGUUUUUAUCUUCAAGAGCUCUGGUUUGAUCGGAAAGUCUUCGCUUAAAGAAACUGCUCUUAGAGUUCCGGCGCCGCUCAUGAAAACCAAUCAUAAUGAACAGAAUCAACCGGAAUUUGCUGAAUUGAAAUCAGAGAAGAAAACCCCGAUUGUAGAAACAUCUGAAGAAGCAAAAGAAAUGGAAAAAGGAUCUUUCACUCCAGAAGGAGAAGAAAAGGUCAUCUCGAUCGUAGGCGAUGAAGAUGAAGAGCUUUGGUUUGUCAAGGAAUAUGGUGAAGAUGAUGAAGAAGGAGAACUUGGGUCGAUGAGUACAGAGGAAUUGAACGAGAAAUGUGAAGAUUUCAUCAGAAGGAUGAAAGCAACCAUCAAUUCCGAAUCAAAUUUAAUGCAAAGAGAAAUCAUGAUCGGCUUUUAGAAUGUCUCUGACUCGUAUUUUUGGUGCGGUUGUGGCUGCAUCUAAACGUGUUCAAUGGAUAUUUUAUCACAUAAAAAAAAUUUAUUUAAUUGCAGGUGAUAAUGUGUGGAAAAAUCAGCUGAUGAGCUCAUAUCAAUUUUUAAAUAAUAGAUUUUAUCUUUUAUUAAUUAUUUUUGACAAUUAUGUUAAAUCGAGACUGUUUUAAGGAAAAUAUUAAUAAUUUCGGAUGGUAUAACGUAACCACGUGUUGGCAUAACCACGCCCUUGUUUUCAUUUUGCAAUUUGUACAAUCUGCUGGUUUCUGCAUACUUGCUGGGAUCUCUAAAAUCUAAAUAAUUUCUGUUUACCGUAAAAUAGUAUCUAGAGAGCCCAGAUGUAUUACUAUAAUAAAUUCAACUUAUCAAG
Molecule: messenger RNA, 1113 nt
Organism: Rubroshorea leprosula
Lineage: Eukaryota; Viridiplantae; Streptophyta; Magnoliopsida; Malvales; Dipterocarpaceae
Source: the annotation of a GenBank genome assembly